Brugia malayi is the source of this 210-nucleotide messenger RNA. RefSeq lists its product as uncharacterized. The transcript is spliced from 2 exons. Bases 1 to 210 code for a protein of 69 amino acids. The record is from RefSeq and is a predicted model, not a curated record. Lineage: Eukaryota; Metazoa; Nematoda; Chromadorea; Rhabditida; Onchocercidae.
AUGGAACUUUUGAAACAUGCAAUGCCGGCGCACUGCUUCUCAAUAGUAAAUUGUAUGGGCGGGCCAGGAAAAGAAGGAUGGGUAUUUGGUCAAUUUCUGGAUCACAUAGCUCACGAAUUGCUUACUGGGUUGGAAAAAAUAAGCAAAACACCUGAAAAAGCAAAACUGAUCCGUCGAAGACGAAGACACAUUCCGCAACGUUCCGUUUGA